Lodderomyces oxycetoniae is the source of this 315-nucleotide messenger RNA. RefSeq names its product 40S ribosomal protein eS25 (gene RPS25B). The record is from RefSeq and is a predicted model, not a curated record. The coding region runs from base 1 to 315 and encodes 104 amino acids. Gene Ontology annotation, cellular component: cytosolic small ribosomal subunit. Gene Ontology annotation, molecular function: structural constituent of ribosome. Lineage: Eukaryota; Fungi; Ascomycota; Pichiomycetes; Serinales; Debaryomycetaceae. The transcript has a single exon.
AUGGCACCAAAGAUCCAACAGACCAAGGCCGCCAAGGCCGCAGCUGCGUUAGCCGGUGGUAAAAAAGGAAAGAAGAAGUGGAACAAGGGUAAAGUUAAGGACAAGGCACAGCAUGUUGUUAUAUUAGACCAAGAGAAAUACGAUAGGAUUUUGAAGGAUGUUCCUACAUACAAGUAUGUUUCUGUGUCGGUAUUAGUGGACAGGUUAAAGAUUGGAGGAUCUCUUGCGAGGGUAGCAUUGAAGCAAUUAGAGGAGGAUGGUAUUAUUACACCCGUCUUGAAGCACUCUAAACAGGCGAUAUACACUCGCUCUUAA